Molecule: messenger RNA, 6657 nt
Organism: Paramuricea clavata
Lineage: Eukaryota; Metazoa; Cnidaria; Anthozoa; Malacalcyonacea; Plexauridae
Source: the annotation of a GenBank genome assembly
AUCGGGUGGAACCAAUAUGGCGGGUAAAUAAGCACGUUUUCUGAAAGUUGUUGUUUUAAAAGGUAUAUAAAUGUUGAAAUGAACAGUUUUCGGUUAUGGUAAGUACAUUGAUGCAAAGGUGGGAUAAUAUUUUCGACCUGUGUUAAGUUUGUUUUGUAAUUUUUAGGACAUAAGGCGAUUUUUCAGCGUAGACACGUCGAAGAGUGGCGGUGAUAGAACCGCGGGAAGUUCAAAAAAGUCUAGCGAAAAAGCAACAGAGGGGAAAUCUAGCGGCAAGGGAAGGUCGAAAGACGGUGAAAAAAGGAAAAUAUCGAAGGUACUUUGAAGAUUGUUUACAAAUAUUUCAUUCGCUGUUAAUACACCAACCAUAUCAUGACUAGAUGGUAUCAUUUUUUUUUGUAAAUUUUCGCCAUGUACAAUAAGUUUAUGUAUGGUAUAUUUACUAUAUAAGUGCAAAGAUUCGCUAUUGAACAUUUGAGAGAAACAUGGGCGGAUUUACUGGGGGGGGGGGGGUUAAACCCCUCCUAGAAUUUCUCUAUUAACCCUUCUAAUAAAGUGUUCAACCCCACCAAGAUUUUUCUUCAUCCCUCCUAUUUUGUGUGAAAGGCUUUAACCCAAACACGAACCCCUGCUGAAGCGCAGUGAGUGGUGCCGCUUGCACCCUACCAGAAAUUUUUCUACCCCUCCUUUGAAAUAAAUGAAAAUACGCCCUUGGAAGGAAACCUUAACACCCAUGUCCGACUAUGGGCGCAACAACAUAUGGUUGACAGACAUUAUUCCUUGAAUUUAAAACCAUGGUCAGCUAGGACACUAUAUGUUUAUGCACAUGCAGAUUUAGCACAAAAAUACUCUGUUGGUCUGCAGGAAAUUUUUGUCUCCAGGUUGUGCUCCCAGGAAGAAAAUUCUUUUUUCCUGCCCUGUUUAUUGAUAUUUCUGUAUAGCAAAAAAUUGUUGAAUGGUAUCAUUGUUAUGCAUGGAGGCCGUAACAGUGUGAUAUGUAUGAUAUUUUAGUCAUCAGAGUCAGAUGAGGAAGUUUCUAAGAAGAGCAAAAGAAAAACACAACGUAAAAAGAAUCAAGCUAUAAUUGAAUCAGGUUUGGAUGUGUUUACUAUGCUGAGAAUCAGCCUGAUCUGCUCUGUUCUGUUUGUAUUUUUCACACCGUCCGAGAUUAUUUAACCGCUGUGCCAACAAUUUUUUUAGAUUCUGAGGAAGAACCGUUGCCACCAAAGAUAAGGUAUGUCAACAAUACACCCUUCCGGAAAAUACGUCACUUUAGGUAUGCAGCCUUGUUUUGUUUAUGGUAAAGCCCAAUGUUUCAAUCACAGAAAUGAGGCUCUAUAGCCAGAGUGACAUAGUACUUUCUGGAAGUGUUUAUUUAAAGAUGUGAUACAGUCCAUUUGCAUGUUAGCUCUAACGUUUUUGUAAAAAGUAAGUACGCAGAUAGCAAUAGUUUGGCGUAUCUAAGUGGCACGUGACUGCAAAGAAAGAAGUUGUAGCAGACUGUAAUAUUGGCGUAUUGCACUCUGGGUAGGGUUUUGCAAUAGCAUAUAUAGAACAAAUACAGACUGUUUGUAUGUUGAGCAAAAUCUCUGACUGUUUAAUAAUGAUACUUUUUGUUGUUUUUUUUGGCAAUGCAGAAAAAAGUCACAAGAUUCUGGGAAAAAGUCAAAGAAACAAAAAGCUUCAGUUAUUAGUUCAGGUACAAUAUGAUACUGUAAUAUAAAACAGCUUCAGUUUGACCACAUAUACUGUAAACUUUACAUUAGUUAUAAUGCUUUUGUUUGUGGGAACACCACGUAAAUUUAUUACUGCAAAACUUUAAAAAAAUGUAAAUUUAUUAAACAACACGUAAAUUUAUUUACGUGGUAUUUCCACAAACAAAAGUAUUAUAUGUUUUAUCGCCAUGCAAACCUACAAAGAACUUUUUACAUUAGUCACUAUUCCUAAACUGCUGUGGACAAAAAAAUAUUUCGGUCUUCGCUAGAUUCCCAUCCAGCCAUCCCUGCAUGUGGAUAGCCUGGGGUGGAAAAAAUAGGCGAGCAUACGAGCACCGCUCGUAGGGAAUGUUAAACAGCUGCAGGAAAUUUGAAGGAAACUCUAACAUGGAAGGACCACUAUGGGAGCAAAAACUCAUGGUUGUCAGGCAUUUUUACUUUCGUUGAAAACAAUAGUCUGCUAGCUAAGGUGUAGUCUGUUUAUGCACAUGCAGUUUCAGCACAAAUAACUCAGUUGGUGCAUGCCCUGUGGAUAGCCAUCUUGCAAGUUGGAUUGGCACUUGAGAUACAGUAGGCAGCUCUUGGACGGUUAUCAUAUUGACGUCUUUUGGGCGUAUGAUUGAGCAUGUCAUGUCUGUCCACCAUUUAAAGUGAUUCACCAGUUCUAAGCCAAAUUCCAAACUUUCAGAUUCCUUUGACGAGGAAAACUUUAGGUUAUUUAAUCCAUUGAGCAGCAGCACUCUCCACUUGUCAAGUAAAACUUGUCUGGUAAAGUGACUGCAUUGCCACUUAAAGCAUUAACACCUACGUGUAAAAAAUGUUUAGCCAAAACAGUGUGAACAUUAUUCCUAUGUUAUUCAGACGAAGAGGAUGCUCUUCCUCCAAGGCUUCAGAAAACUGUAAAGAAUGAUCCACAGCAGCAGAAAAAGCCUGCGAAAAACACAAGGUAGAGAAAUUUAUUGUACUAUAUAUUAUAUGAAGUGUCUAUUCAGCUGGCAGACGGCUAUUUAGUUAACUGCCGGUUAUAUAGUGACUAUAGUUACAUAUAAAAACUUUUGUUUGCGCUAGUUUCCGAGCUUGCCGUAAGGGUACUGUAUGCGGUAAAGGCGCUGUGUGCAGAAAGUGAAACCCAGUUGGGAUCGAGAUGUGUUUUGUCUGCAUGAACAUAUUUUUUUCUAAAAAUUUUUUAAACUUUUUUUCCAGAUAUACUAAGGAUAUAAACUAAUGAGUAUUAAAAUCCAACCAAUAAAACUCAAUUUCUUUUGCAGAGUGGCUGAGAAAUCUCCUGUGAAAGUCAUCAAAAAUGUUUCAGAAUAUUUUGGAAGCAAGCCAGUGGAAAGAAAUGUACGGAAGUCACAGAAAAGAAAAGAGGUAAUGCUGUAAGACACUAUAAAGACAGUAAUGUUUACCAGGCCUAUAUAAAAAGCAUUGCUCCAUACUUUGUAACAUUACUCUGUCUAACAUGAAGGGGAGAGUUCUAGCUCUUGAUGGCCGGUUAUCAAGACUCUUUGGCCAUUUGUCUUCAGUUGUUAAACCUUUAUUAUUUUACUCUAUCUAACACCAGAGAAUUUUACUCAUCAAGGGGAAAAUACUGUUAUUCUAUGUGUCUUGUUAAAGUGUGGCUUAAACCCUAAAUAUGAUUUUUGGUAUAGGUAAUAUUUGGGUCAUUCUGUAAGGACAAAUGUAAUAUAUCUAUGAAGGAAAAAAAACUCAUCUUGAUCAACUUUUUCACAGUCAAAGUUUCCGGAUAUGAUGUCAUUAGGUGAAUUUUUGGUACAAAGAAAACCAAAGGAAAACUAAUUUGCAAUUCACCUAAUGACAUCAUAUCCGGAAACUUUGACAGUGAAAAAGUUGAUCAAAAUGGAAUUUUUUGUUGUAAAGAUAUAUUACAUUUCUUCUUCGAAUCACCCAAAUAUGACACAUACAAAAAAUCAUUUUUGGUGUUAGUCGCACUUUAACCCUUUAAUAAGGUGACAUUGUGUCUGAAUGUACCCUAUUUGUAAUUUUACUCUGUCCAAUGCCAGUCAAUUUUACGAUCAAGAGAAGAGUGCUGACACUCAAUUGGUUAAUCCUCCAAGGCACAAUGUAUGCUCAUUUUGCUCUGUUUGACGCAAGACCAUGUUACUGAUUUUAGAGACCUGAAGAAUCUUCUGAAAAAGGCGUGGGCAACACGAAUGGCAAUAAUAAUGUUGAGCAUAUUAAAGAAGAGAAAUCACAGGAUAAGGAUUCUUCAUCUGAGCAACCUGCCAAAAAAGUAAGUAUUUAAAACCUCAGGCUAAUCCGCUAUUGCUAGAUAAUUUUAUAGUACUCAGCAAGCCAACAGACUGACUGAGACGUGAGCUUUAAUAAUUAAUGUCACAUUGUACGAAAAUGAGGCUCUAUAACCAAUAUGAGAAUAUGCGAGAUAUACUUUCCUGAAGGGUGUAUUAAUUUAUUUGUAUUGUAUUUUAGGCUAAGACCAGCUUGCCGAAAUCGCCAGCGAAGUCGGACAAGACUUCUCAAGAACCGAGGAAAAAACAGGAAGAAACGGACGCUUCAAAGAUAACUACACCUUCAAAGUCUUCUAAAAAAAAGAGCGAUUCAUUAACUCCUUCUAAAUCACAAAACCUUUCUACCGAUACAAAGAUUAAGCAAACGUCGGUUCAAUCUAAAAGUGUAGAAAAGCACAAUGCCCUUGCUAAGAUAAGCCCUUCAAAACCAGUGGGCAAAACUACCGACAGUACCAAAGCAUCUACUAGUAAAACAUCUGGAACCCCAGAGAAAGAAAAAUCUCAAACUAAAGCAAGUCAUUCAGACCUAACAACCAAAACUAGUACUAGCAAAAAACCAUCACCCAAUAGUAAAACUGUUACUCCAGAGAAGCCAACACCCACAGCAAGAUCUUCCUCCACCCCAAGUGUAGACAUUAAAAAAGCAUCCCCCGGGGGUAAAUCCGGGACACCAGAAACUCCGAAAGCUCAGGUUAAGUCGACUCCAGGUAAAGCAGAAAGCAAAGUUGGAGACGUGGAUGUGAUCCCGUCCUCGCUGGAACGAAAGUCUUCUGGGUAUCGAAGUUUCAUGAUGCGUGAAGGACCACAGGCCUUGGGCUCCAAAGAGAUCCCUAGGGUAAUGGCAAACUUGUAUUUAGGAGAUGUAUUUCAUGUCCUGGUGGGCGUUUAGUCUUUUUCACCCCCUACUCUUUCUACUUGUAACACUGGAUCAAUAAGAGAUGAUCCUCACAGGACCUCUAGGAAGAACAAUUUAGAACUGAUAGAGCUAUCCAGUCUAAAUAAAGUUAGUUUAGUUUAGGUUUCCUCCUGUAGUAACACUGGAUCAUAAGAGAUGAUCCUUACUGGACCUCUGGGAAGAACAGUUUAGAACUGAUAGAGCUAUCCAGUAUAAAUAAAGUUAGUUUAGUUUUCCUCAUGUAGUAACACUGGAUGAAUAAGAGAUGAUCCUUACUGGACCUCUAGGAAGAACACUUUAGAACUGAUAGAGCUACAGUAUCCAGUAUAAAUAAAGUUAGUUUAGUUUAGGUUUUCUCCUGUAGUAACACUGGAUCAAUAAGAGAUGAUCCUUACUGGACUUUUAGGAAGAACACUUUAGAACUGAUAUAGCUAUCCAGUGUAAAUAAAGGUAUAGCCUUUGGGUAAUGUUUAGGAUGUUUGUUUUCCUAGGGUAGUGAAACUUGUUUGGCAGGCAAGGUGUUUGUCGUCACAGGAGUGUUGGAGAGCAUCGAGCGAGAAGAUGCUGUUGACUUGAUCAAAAGACAUGGUGGCAAGGUGACUCAAGCUGUCAGCAAGAAAACCAGUUACCUUGUGGUUGGUCGAGAUCCUGGCAUGUCCAAAAUGGAGAAGGUUAGAUUGCUUUGAUUGGAGAAUGUUAUAGAUUGCUUUAUACAUGCAGACGACAUCAGAGGCGCUAUGCAUUAUGUUAGAAGAUUGUACUGCCUGAAUAAUGGAGACGCAUCGUUAUAUAUUUAGGCGAAACAGGUUGGAACGAAGCAAAUUGAUGAGGAUGUUCUUUUCGAAAUGAUUCGAGCUUCGCAACCGGCGGCAACGAAGUCUGAGGCGAAAAUGACAACGGAUGAGGUAUGGAUAUCUUGUCGAGGAAAUCAUUUCGAAAGUUUUGUGCGUCUUGGGUCUAGCUUAAAAAUAACGAUGUCGUGGGGGGCCCCAGAGAAGAUUUGCCCGGGGCCUCGCGAAUUCUCUCGGCGGCCCUGGUACUAACACUUACUGGAGCACAUCAGCCAUGCACCAAUGUCUAACUACACUCGUUUUUUCCAGAGUUCUCAAGAUCUUGAAUCUUCGCAAUUAACAGAGAGAAGUGAAAGUCAGACUUCAAUGGAUCAGUCUCCCAGUCAAGCAGGCCAUAGUCAAUCGUCUGUGUUCUCAUCUGCUAGCUCAACACCCGCUACACAGACACCCACUGGCUCACCGCUUCCUCCAGGUAGAAACCAUUUCUUCAGUGGUGAUCACAUUUAUACUAAGUACAUGGGGUUUAGAUGGCGCAGUCGUCACAGCAAACGCCUUUCACCUGUGAGUUCGUGGGUUUGAUUCUCGCUAUGGACUCAUGUGAAAAGAGUGAGUCAACGCUCUGCCGAAAGUCGUGGGUUUUCUCCGAGUGCUGUGGUUUCCUCCCACAGGGAAAGUUGACAGGGUGGGUUAGGAUAAACAUAGUUAAGAAAGUAAAAUCACAAUAAGUCGCCAGCUAAAACUACUAACCUUGUAUCCAGGCUACUUCCUCUGGCGAUCUUACCUCAUCGAAGUGUUUCCUGACUAACUUUCGUUCUUUAUUAUUCACCAGGUGCAACAAGCGAGAGUUUACUUUGGGUGGACAAAUAUAAACCUAAAACCAUUAAAAAUAUCAUUGGCCAGCAAGGCGAUAACAGUAAUGUCAAGAAACUGUUAAGAUGGUUGAAAAACUGGCAUGUCAACCAGAAAUCUGGAAAACCAAAAGGAGG